Messenger RNA from Xyrichtys novacula (pearly razorfish), 7624 nucleotides. The record is from the annotation of a GenBank genome assembly. Lineage: Eukaryota; Metazoa; Chordata; Actinopteri; Labriformes; Labridae.
AUGGAUUUCUCCUCAGUGUGGAAGAAAAGCUUCCUGCGCAUCAAGAACCUUGUUCUGAUUGGAGGACCAGAUGAUGGCGUCAUAACACCGUGGCAGUCCAGGUUUUACCCCCAUCUAAGCUUUACAAAUGAAAAAAAAACUUUCUUUUAGCAAACCAGUAAAGUAAAGUUAUACAUUUGUCAGGGCAGCACAAUUUCUUCCCUACAAAAAAAGAAAAACUGAAACAAACCACCUUUUAUAAGUGGAUUACUUUCUCUGGAUUAAUUUCCAAAUGUUCCAGUUAGAUUUGGAGUUUCCUAAACAAUCACUUUAGCUUAGUUUUUAUUGUCAUAAAGCUUGUGGUCGGUUCAUACUUAACCUUCUGUUCUAAUCCUUUCAAUACCUUAAACUUUAUUUUAAAUUAUCGCUCCUAUGAGGAACUAUCGUGUAAAAUCUGACAUCCCCUUGUGGACUAAAUGGUCCUCCUACAUGUUUCAACAGUGAUUUUUUUUUAACCAAAAAUAUCAUACCUGGAGUGACUGUUUCCUCUUUUCUGCUCAGCUUCUUUGGAUUCUAUGACAAGAAGGAAAACGUGGUGGAAAUGAAGGACCAGAGGGUGAGUUUCACUGCUGUUUUUCCCCACUUACGCGCCAAUCAACUCAGUGAUACUGCUAAACCAGUCUGCAUGUAGCAGACUUCAUCUUUUUCAUGAUAACUCUGUCUGUUGAGUAACUUGUUUUUCUGUUUGUUUGUCCUCUCAAAGUUUUACAGGAAGAAUUUGUUUGGACUGAAGAAACUGGAUGCUCGUGGGGGGAUAUCAAUGUGUGUUCGCCCUGGAGUGAAGCACUCGGAAUGGUACUCAAACAUCGCAGUCUUCAAAGACUGCAUUGAGAAGUGGUUAAUUUAAGUACCAGUCGGUGACAUAAUAGGAAAACAUCCUAUGAUGGUGCUGGUUUAUGAGCAGGCUUUGUUUUGCUCAGAAGAAAAGGAACUGUACAAAAAGUUUAACAAAGAGACGGAAAUAUAGUGUUUUUAAGUCAGACUCUUGGGGUCAUUUGAUUUCAACAUAUUAUCAUUCUUUAGCACAGUCCUCACCCUUUUAUGACAGGAUAUAACACCAAACCUAAGAGGGAAAAUACUUUGAAUGUUUCUUUUGUUCAGACUUUUCAAGCAGACUUUUUAUUAAGUUUAUAUCUAUUUUGAAAGCAUUUUACAGCUUUUAAAUGUCUUUUUCAGAUGCAUCCUUAAACACACGGUUAAAUUUUAUAUGGUAUUAGAAUAAAUUAUAUAUAUGAAAUGUGUCCAUGGAAGACCUGAGCAGGGAUUACUAGUUGCUGCCCUCUGGUGGAAUUUUCCGGUAUGUGUUUUGUUUCUGCGAUGAAUAGAAGAUAAACAGAUUAAUUCUCUAUAUUUCUGACAUAUGCAGUUUGAUAAUGAAAUAAAUUAAUUAAAAUGAUGUUAGUUUAUCUGCAUUAAUGCCCCUUUAGGAACAUCUCAAAAUCUCUCUGAUAGUUUGUUUUAGAGAUUUCGGUCAAGAUCAGAUCAGAUUCACCCAUCUCUGGUUUCAAUUUUUUCGUAUCAUUUGGGUUGGAAAUUCACUUUAUACUGUAACUAAUGAUGAUUGAAAACUGAUAUAAUGACAAAGAUAUGAUGUGCUCUACUCUGUUAGGUAUAAAUUAAGCAAGUUGCUCUUGCUUGCAUCAGCUGAACAUAAUAAAUAAUAGUAUGAUACAUCUGACUCCUGUGAUUACUGUGUAAUGGAAAAUUUCACAUUCUGGUUUUGAUACACUUCAAACUCCUUCAACUUACCAGCUGUUCUUUGUACCAACAAAUGGAAAAUAAAGUAAAAUUAAAACCAAAAGAUAAACAAUUAAUUCUCUGUUUCAGACCUUUGCAGUUUGACAAAAAAAAACCCUUUUUAAUCAGUUAAGAUUAUGUUAUUCUUCUGUAACGGUUACAGUCAGAAUCUGAUUCUUGAUAUAGUUGAUUUUGUAAAUUAUUUUGGACCUUAUUAAUUAAUUGUAAAUUGAAAGUGAUCUUUUUCCUGUAUAGAGAAGUUAUCUGGGAUUUUCUUUUUUUUAUAAUCAAAGAGAGGAGAAAAAAUGUCUUGUUUGGACUAGAAAAACUACAGACGACGCCGGCGACAGAAAACAGCAGGUAAAGUUCAGAUUACCGUAACUCCUCAACCGUUUGCGCAAACAACGUAAUUCUAACGGAAUCUAAAGGCUGAGAAGCGGAGCUUUGCGGUGAUAUAGGACACAUUACGGUACUCUGACGGCGCGCUGUAAAGGAGGGGAAGAAGGGCAGAGGAGCGAGGCAGCAGGCAACCGUUUACCUGCUGGACCUGUCCAUAGACUGUAUAUACUACGGACAACUUGGUUGCGCCUCCCGCCUGUGUACGGAUUUGAAGCCGAAAAGCUCUCGGUAUUUCCGCGAUUUUUCUUCAUUUCCUGAAACCACCACUUGCUCAGUAGCAUUGUGCGCAUUCGGCGGGAGAGUCGCCGAGAGUCGCUGUGAUGACGCUCGGCUCAAACAGCGUAUCCCCCGGGUGAGCUACGCAAUCUUUGUACGCCCAUGGGCUGUAUCAGGUGUCAAUCAUAGAAAGCACGAACCCCCUAAUAACUUAAAAAUGGGGCUGUACAGAAUAAAGAGGACUUGAGCACAAACCAGUCUUAGUGUAACUACAUGUCAACAUCACAAGCAGGGGGGAGAAAAAUGUAUUUUCUGUGUAAUAAAUUUCUAAAGUUUGUCCACAGCUUUAUUAGAUUUGCUGGCGGAGGCGGGAUUUAUGACCUAUACUGCAGCCCGUCACCAGGGGGUGCUGUUCUCAGAGUGGCUUCACCCAGCGAGGAGGCAGACGCUGUCCAUUCUAUAUACAGACUAUGGUCCUACCUUAUGGUAAGUGUAAAUCGAUUUAUUUUGUACGGGCUGGGCUGUUUUUUGCGGUGUCCAAUGUUGGUUUGCGGUGAGUAACGGUACUAGUGUUGAGCCACUGCAUUUAAAAUUAGCCUCAUUGUUUUCCUACUUGUUUGCCACUCUUCGAAAUUUCAUCAUGUUAAUGUGUGUGCACACAAACACACACAACUUGCACUUACAUAAACGUUUAAAAAUGUCUUAAACUGUUUCUGUCCCAGUUUCUUCUUUUCAUCUUGACAGCCUUGAAUUAAUUUUAUCACCAAGUUGAAAAUGUCCCCGGAUUUCAUUUCAGAAAAUCUGGUCACUUUUAUUAAGAUGAUUUUAUUCUUUUAUCACCAAACAGAUCUCCAACUCAGUGUUGUUACCAUCUCCUCAGUAAGGAGGAAAGUCGCUUGUGGCUGUCCGAGAAAUCGCUAGAAGUUGUUGUUGCAAGAUGAUGCCAUUGCCCCCUGUCUUCCUCGAGGUGUGUGUGUGUGUGUGUGUGUGUGUGUGUGUGUGUGUGUGUGUGUGUGUGUGUGGUGAUACAUUGAGCACAUUGAGUACUUUAAUUCCAAUAAAUGCCGAGUCAGCUUUGGGCGGGAUGGCACUGUUUGAUAGUAGGUGGCUUGACUGAAUGUUAUAAAAAGGAUGUGGUACAGGAAGUGCGCUCACACAUCCAAAGUCAAGUCCGGUUAAACUCAAAGUUAAAAACAGAUCGGUAGUUAUUCACCAGCACUGUUAAAUAUCCUAACAUCAAGUCUCCCUGUGCUCCUUCAAGGAUCCUCUUUCCAGGUAGAGAGAUGAAGAGUCUGCAGAUCAUUGGAGCGGUGUCUCUUCUGCUGCUGCUCAUGGGGGCUCACAUCGAAGGGUACAAGCCGGUUAUCAUCGUUCACGGGAUUCGUCAGGCACCAGAAGACCUAAAAGCAUUGACUGAGCACAUUGAACAGGUAGGACAGCUCAAAAGAGCUUUUGUGUGUACCUGAUUUUAUUGAAACUUGUUCUUCCUUGGAGAGAAGACAUUUUUAUAUCACUCUGAAAAACACUGUUUUUGUCUCCUUUAAAAUUCCUCAAAUUGUUAACAAACCAAAAACAAGCAAAUUAUGAGCAUCCAAGUGUUAGUAAGUGACAAAAGAUAAGCUAGAGUAUAAAUAAGAUCUUUUCAGAACUGAGACUCAUAGAAAUGAUAACUUUAUGAAAUCUAGAAUGAACACAUUAUGAAUAUGUAUAUAUAUAUAUAUGUAUUAUAGUAAAAUAGCUUUAGAGAAUAGUGAUUUAUAGAAACUUCAGUAACCUUAUCAAGUAAUAAUUUUGUAGUGAAUUAACAGGUAAAUAAAUAGCGAUCAAUAUACAUGUGCAGGAAGAUAACAACAUGCAUGUUUUCCUUUACUUCUUAAAUUAUUAGAAAACAAUUAGUAAGAAAAAUAAAUCAAUUAAAUGACUUAGUGUAUUGAUGUACACAUUAUUUACAUGUGAUGUACAUCUAUGGCUUUUUAAAUGGCCUUUUUAAUACAGGUAAUGUAUAAAUACGUGUCGAUUUCUUGUGUGAGUUUAGAUGGUGGAGUCAGGGUCAGGGUCAGGGGUUUUGGUUUAGGUGUUUGUGUCUUUUUUGUUUGUAUAGUGAUUUUGAUUUCGAUUGUGAAUCCUUUGGGUUGAGUUCGUCCAGUUUACUAAAGCUCUCAAAAGGGGUUUGUAGGUAAACGUCCCUAAAUACAAACAGUGAAGGAAAGCACAGGUGUCUUUGUCUUUACAGGUAACUCCUGUCAAAGAGCUCAUGUGUUGCAUUAUGUGAAGUCAUCAGGGAGAUAGAGAUUUAAUGCGUGAUUAUUGUCUUUUCCUCUGCUGUUCUCACUUUCUGUUUGUUUUUUUCAGGCGCAUCCAGGCACUGAGGUCCAUGUCAUCAGUUUGUUCGACAAGGAGAAGAGUUUCAAGCCGAUGUGGAAGCAGGUCAAUGGCUUCAGGACGGAAAUCAAGGCCAUCAUGCAGAAAAAUCCUAAUGGAGUUCAUCUUCUGUGCUACUCACAAGGUCCUCCUUCCCACUCAUAACACACUCACCUGAACACUUUUGAGCUCCUGUGAGGGGUUUUGUAAUGUAUGAAACAGACAGACCAAACCCUAACCCGUCCACUGUCAGAGAAAGAUAAAAAUGAGAUGGUAAAAAGAGAAGUGCCUCUCAGUCUGUCAAACACUAAGAGAAAUGAUCCCUCCCAGAUAAUGUUAGACAGAGUGGACAUUAUCUAUUCUGUUCAUAUUAAACACAAGGACAUCAAGAGGUCACAGAGAGGAAAGGCAGACAGAGUAUCUGUUAUCUGAGGGUCAGUUUACCAACAUAAUCACCAGGCAUGAAUGAAGGAAAACACACUGAACAAUGAGAUAUACUGAAUGCUCACUAUCAUACUCAUAAAUACACACAGACAUAAAGAGAAGAUGAACCAAAGAGAAGGAAGGAAAGAAAACAGACACAAGCUCACACUAAAGAUGAGGAGCAGUAUCUAAACAAGUUUGACACUCCAGUUUCUGUUUCUGACAGGACGUGUGGCUCUUUUUGACCACAAUGACUUAACACUUCUUGUCAUUUAUACUCUUAGGUCAGAUGUAUGUUCAUACUCAAGAGUUAAGAAGCAGCAGCUGUCAAACUUUAACCUCCACUUGGACCAACAGCUAGGGCAUCAUGUUGUGAUUUUUGAUUUAAGCAGAAAUAUUGAAUCAUUUUUUUGGAAGAUGAAAUAGUCCUAUGGUUCAUGCUUUUAAUAUUCUUUAUGUAUUUAUGUCGACUACUCUGUGACCAUUAUUGUCCGCUUUUUUCUAUCAGGUGGUCUAAUUUGUCGAGCAGUCCUCUACAGGAUUCCGUAUCACAACGUGCACACCUUCAUUUCACUGGCAUCUCCUCAAGCUGGGCAGUACGGAGGUCAGAGGACGUCAUUUUAUACUUUCAGCAUGUCUACAUAACACUUACCCUUCAGGGAACAGUGUUAUAAAAAAAUGUAAAAGAAUACAAUUUAAUGGUUUGCAAUUCAUUUUAAUCUAAAGAGCUCAUAUUUUCAAUAAAACAAAGUUUUCAAUUUCAGCAUUAUCACAUAGUCUUUGUACUGUUUUCAAUUAAAUUUAGACUUUAAAUGAUUUGAAAACCAUCAAAUUUUGUUUUAUUAAUAUUUCAUGGAGUGUCUCACCUCAUUUGGAAGUUGGAUUGUAGACCUGAAAUCCAAACAAAUAAGAUUACUGUCUUUUUUUCAACAGUCCCUGACGCCGUGCUGGAUUGGUUAAUCUCGAAGAAAUUUGUUUCAAGCCAGUGCUACAAGAAGGGACUACAACAGUCCUUUUGCGACUACUGGAAUGGUGAGAAUGAGAGGGGUCUGCAAUGAUUUGAAAAGCAGAUUUUUUCUACUUUGUCUACUUUAUCUACUUUGUAUCCAUCAGCUGGUACUUCCAGGUUUCUAAGGGAUUAAAACGAGUUAUUCUUCCGGUCCAAUUUGAAUAGUUUUUGCUCAACAUUAUAGAUGUUUGGCUCUACAUUCAGACAUUGGCAGGCCAGUCAUCAUAUUCAACUGUCUCUAAAUUGUAUAAACAGUCAUGAUUGGCCUGAUCAGCUCCAUGUCAGAUAGAAAUUUUUCUUGAUAGAUCUACCAGAGCAUAAGAAAGCUGCACAUUGAUCUGUUUCAUUGACAUUAAUAUCUACCUUAAUUUACCUCCUGGUUUGUAUAGUAGGUGUGUAAAGACCUGAAUCUUUCUCUGCAGACCCUCAUCGCAGGUCCAUGUACCGGAACAACAGCGUCUUUCUGGCCCCGAUUAAUGGUGACAGACCAGACCCAAAAAUGAAAGGUAAUGACUGAAGUACUUUAACAGGCCGUAGUGUUUCAUUAUUUUCAGUACAGUAAAAAAGUAAAUUCAUGGAUUUCUCCUCAGUGUGGAAGAAAAGCUUCCUGCGCAUCAAGAACCUUGUUCUGAUUGGAGGACCAGAUGAUGGCGUCAUAACACCAUGGCAGUCCAGGUUUUACCCCCAUCUAAGCUUUACAAAUAAAAAAAAAACCUUUCUUAUAGCAAACCAGUAAAGUAAAGUUAUGGAUUACUUUCCCUGGAUUAAUAUCCAAAUGUUCCACUUAGAUUUGGAGUUUCCUAAACAAUCACUGAUAAUAUCUUUAAUAAUAAAUAUACUUCUUGGACUAGCAUAGCUUAGUUUUUAUAGUCAUAAAGCUUGUGGUUGGUUCAUACUUAACCUUCUGUACUAAUCCUUUCAAUACCUUAAACUUCAUUAUAAGUUAAUGCUCCAAAGAGGAACUAUCGUGUCAGAUCUGACACCCCCUUGUGGACUAAAUGGUCCUUCAUUACCCUGUCUCCUACAUGUUUCAACAGUGAUUAUUUUUACAAUAAUAUCAUACCUGGAGUGACUGCUUCCUCUUUUCUGCUCAGCUUCUUUGGAUUCUAUGACAAGAAGGACAACGUGGUGGAAAUGAAGGACCAGAGGGUGAGUUUCACUGCUGUUUUUCCCCCCUUACGCCCCAAUCAACUCAGUGAUACUGCAAAACCAGUCUGCAUGUGACAGACUUCAUUUUUUUCAUUAUAACUCUGUCUGUUGAGUAACUUGUUUUUCUCUUUGUUUGUCCUCUUAAAGUUUUACAGGAAGAACUUGUUUGGACUGAAGACCCUGGAUGCUCGUGGGGGGAUAUCAACGUGUGUUCGCCCUGGAGUGGAGCACACAACAUGGUACUCAAACUUCACAGUCUUCAAAGACUGCAUUGAGAAGUGGUUAAUUUAA